AUGGAUUUCCUAUUCGGUCGUCGUAAAACUCCCGCCGAAAUGCUCCGGCAAAAUCAACGAGCAUUGAACAAGGCGAUUCGUGAGCUUGAUCGCGAACGAGCAAGGAUGGAGCAACAAGAAAAGAAAAUCAUCGCGGACAUUAAAGCAAUGGCGAAGAAAAAUCAAAUGGACUCUGUUAAAGUGAUGGCAAAAGAUCUUGUGAGAACUCGACGAUAUGUAAAGAAAUUCAUCAUGAUGAAGGCUAAUAUUCAAGCGGUUUCUCUCAAAGUUCAAACGCUGAAAAGUCAGGAUGCGAUGGCGAGCGCCAUGAAGGGUGUGACUCGCGCAAUGCAAUCGAUGAAUCGACAAUUAAAUUUGCCACAAAUUCAAAAAAUUAUGAUGGAGUUCGAGAAACAAUCUGAAAUCAUGGAUAUGAAGGAAGAAAUCAUGGGUGACGCGAUUGACGAUGCGCUCGGCGAAGCCGGCGACGAUGAGGAAAGCGAACAGAUUGUGAAUCAAGUGCUCGAUGAGCUCGGUAUCCAAAUGGGCGAAGAGAUGGCCGGCUUACCAUCGGCGGCGGGAGGAUUAACGGCAGGGGAGAAGUCUGGAAGACAAGCUGUGGCUGCAGGUGGUGCUGCUGGAACUAGUGGAGGCGGAGCUUCCACCGAUAUUGACGACGAUCUUCAAGCUCGACUUGAUCAACUUCGCCGAGAAUAG
Caenorhabditis bovis is the source of this 696-nucleotide messenger RNA. The record is from the annotation of a GenBank genome assembly. Lineage: Eukaryota; Metazoa; Nematoda; Chromadorea; Rhabditida; Rhabditidae.